ACGUUCCUUGGCCUGGGGCACUUGGGAUCUCCUGGUCUACACCUACAUCAGUCUUAAUCCUGGCCUGGCUUCUCUGGUUCUCCCAACUUAUGCCUUCUUUACUCGUUGGGGACCUUCCUCUUCUUUUUGGGGGGUGGGGGUCUUGGAAGCCCCAGCUGGGGGGGUGGUCUGUACCCUCUGAGAUUGAAUGAGCAGUCCUGUGACCCCCAGUCGGUAUUUUCCAUUGUCCUGGGAUUUCAUCAUUCUCAACUCAGUGACUUGCCCAAAGUCACCCACAGAGGCCACAGAAACAAGAUUUCAGUGGGCUCAUCCAGCACUCAAGGAGCAAAUGUUUGUAGAUGGAAGUGGGAUAGGAGACUGAGGCUGGGGGAGACAGGAGAUGGGGACUAAGGCAGAGGGAGGAGUCCCCAAGGGGAGGCAGCUUGUCCUGGGAUAAAGAAUAGCGGAUUUGGAGUCAGGGCCAUAAAUCUCUGCCAUCCGGAAUAAGUCACUUCUCUAAUCCUAGGUUCAGUUUAUCCAUCUGUAAAUUGGAUGUAGGGAAAAUCAUAAAAGGGAACUCAGAGAUCAUCUAACCCAACACCUCCCCUCGCUCUCGGUUUUAUAGAUGUUUAGAGGGAAGAAAAAACUUGCCCAAUGUCACACAGCCAUCGAUAGCCAAAUAAAAACCUCGUCUUCGGUUCUCCUGUUUCUCUCGUGAUUCUUAAUAUAACGGGCAGGGGAAAGGGCCUUAGGGACAUCAAGUCCCACCCCAUUUUGCAGAUAGAGAAAUAGAGGCCCGGAGAGUUAGGUGACAUUAAAGUCAGUGACAGUGCUGGGUUUUGAACCCAGAACCGAGCUGCCUAACCUCAGCUAAUUUCUUCCUUGGGCCGGGAAAUACUGGUCUUAGGCUCUUGGAGCCGGAAGGAAAACAGAUGUAGAGAAGAAAGCGACUGGCGCAGCCUUUGAAUUCAGACCCUCUGAAAUACCGGGGUUUCGGGAGCUGGGGAGCAGGUGCGCGCCAGCGGGCGUCCGCGAGGAGCCCACUCGGUGCCCGGCGCGGGGCUCGGCUCCCGGUUACCAAGAGAAGGGGGCGGAGCCGGGCGCGGCGGAGGGCGCUGGUUGGGCCGGGCGGGGAAGCCCCACGGGGCUCCCCUCCUCUGCACACCCCUUCCCCACCCCUCUCCCGUUGGGGCUCGUGGUCAGGCCCGGCCGGGAGGCUUGCGGGGUGCGGAGCAAUGCUGCCCCGGGGCCGCGCGGUGCCAGCCCUGGCGCUGGUGUUCCUUUUGGUGGUGAUGGUAGCAAGUAAUGCUGUGAAUAUGAGUCGUGGACACUCCCCACCCCUUCCAAGGAGCCCCAGGAUGGUCCCAGGGCUGAGCCCAAUGUUCAACCAGAGCCCCUUUUCUCAGAAAUCCCGUCUUUGCUCAGCUCCCAAAUAUUUUUGGGAUGAACCAAGUAGACAGUGCUGUAGGAGAUGCCCAGCAGGGCAUUUCCUGGAAGCUCCCUGCACUGAGCCGGACGGCCCUUCCUCCUGUCAACCCUGCCCUCAGGACACCUUCCUAUCUAGAGAGAACCAUAAGGAGAGGCAGUGUAGUCGAUGUCAAGCCUGUGAUGAGGAUGGUCCUGCCCAUCAGGUUGUCAUCCGGAACUGCUCCAUCGUAGCCAACACCCAGUGUGGCUGUGCCCCCGGCUGGUUCCCCGAAUGCUCUGUAAACCACUGCCGGUCUGACUCACCUUUCCUCUGCCUUCGAUGCCGAGACUGUGAGAUUCUGCAUCGAUACACACAGAUCCCUUGUUCUAGAGAAGACACUGUCUGUGGGAAGUGUCUGCCAGGCUUUUGUCAGGACCUGAAGAACAAUUGUGUUCCGGCGCCUUGCCCCACUCUUGAGAGUGAAAAGAAACUGUCUACAACCAGCAGGCUGGUUCCCUACCCUCCAUCUAAGCCCAAGUCCACUAGUGUCUAUUGUGGAAAUGAUUCUGGGAGCCAUUCAGAGAUAUGCUUGGGGAUCUCUAGCCACAAGCAGGGUCUUUCUCUCUCAGGCAUCUGGUUCCAGUACUUCCUGGUGGUGCCCCCAACGCUAACAGUUCUGCUCUUGCUGGGAUGGGGCCUGUUCUAUAUCUACCGGAAAAGCUGGGUCCCAAAGCCCCAGGUUCUUUGUGAAGCGGAGAUGGAGACCUUGAAACGCCAGUGGAUACUCAACCCCUCCCUUGGCAGCAGAGCUUCCCUGCCUCAGAGUAGGUACAACGAAGCGUGUGCCCUCCACCUUGUGGGGACCCGAAGUCCCAGCAGCCCUCCUCUGGCCCGCGAAGUCUCGGGCCCGGAAGACGCAUGGCCUGUGCUCUGGGGCCAGCCGUCCAGCAGAGGGAAUGGGCCUGGGGCCGGCACUCUGCAGCCGGGCCCGCAGCUGUACGAGGUGAUGGACGCGGUGCCGGCGCGGCGCUGGAAGGAGUUCGUGCGGACCCUGGGACUUCGGGAGGCGGAGAUCGAGGCUGUGGAGGCGGAGAUCGGCCGCUUUCGCGACCAGCAGUAUGAGAUGCUCAAGCGCUGGCGCCAGCAGCAGCCGGCGGGGCUGGGCGCAGUCUACGCGGCCCUGGAGCGCAUGGGACUGGAAGGAUGCGCGGAAGAUCUGCGCAGCCGGCUGCAGCGGGGCCCGUGACCGUGACCGUGACGGAGAAGGGACUGACGCCUUCUUGGCGCCUUGACAAUCCUUCCCUCCAACCAGGCGGCCGGGGAAGGAUUUAAAAAAAAAAAAAAAAAAAAGGCGGCUCAGGCCCCCCGAGGUGGCGUCCGCCAGAAGCCCUAAGUAUGGUUACUUAAGUCUGUAGACAUGUUAUGUCACUUAUCUCGCCCCUCAUUUGGAGCGGGUUAUUCCUUCUCCCUCGCCCUCCCCCUCCUCCCUCUCGGUACCCGAGUGAGUGUCUGUGUUGGGGCAGAGGGCGUUAACCUCUGUCAAAGCCAGGAGGUCGGCGGCGACUUGCCAUUAUUAAAUUGCCGUGGCAAA
Molecule: messenger RNA, 2978 nt
Organism: Antechinus flavipes (yellow-footed antechinus)
Lineage: Eukaryota; Metazoa; Chordata; Mammalia; Dasyuromorphia; Dasyuridae
Gene: TNFRSF25
Product: TNF receptor superfamily member 25
Exons: 10
Coding region: 1215-2633 (472 amino acids)
Biological process (GO): signal transduction
Cellular component (GO): plasma membrane
Molecular function (GO): protein binding
Source: RefSeq, a predicted model, not a curated record